Molecule: messenger RNA, 1379 nt
Organism: Bemisia tabaci
Lineage: Eukaryota; Metazoa; Arthropoda; Insecta; Hemiptera; Aleyrodidae
Source: RefSeq, a predicted model, not a curated record
GUCAUUCAUUCAUGUUUUGUGUCGCCCACCUAUCAGUUAGACACUUCGUGACUCGAGGAGUGGUUUUGCAUUCAUAGGAAAGUUCCUCUCCGGGGAUCGGUUGAGAGCUCCUUCGAACACUUUGAAAGUAACUUCGUGACGAGGAAAAUUCUCCUAGAGCUAGACCAAAGAGCGACUCCCUGAAGUAUUGUACAGGCAUUUUGAUAUUUAACACCCUGUGUAGCGUUGUUAUCUGAAAGGCAGCAAUAUUAUUCUUUUGAACUACAAAGGCUCUACAAAACUUGAUAUGCUUUAUCGAGAGCAUCAGUUGAUUAGAAAUUAUUGAACAGGAGUGUCACGCCAAUCCAAAAGAGUUGGCAAUGUGAUAACCUAACCUAUGAGUUAUUUCAACUUCUGUAUUCAUUUUGCCUUUAAAAACGAGCAUGAGAAAUCUUGAGCAUGAUAAAAAUAAGUGGAACAUAUUCUCUAAUGGUGCUGUCGAAAUGUUUGCUCAUGGUUUUUGAAGUUGGAUGUGUUGGAACAAAAACCAAUAACGUUACUAGAAAACCAACCAUUGAUGAACUGCCCCUCCGUCACCAACUCCUCCGCUCGAUAAUGAAACACGACGGCUGUCGACUGUACUACCCUUGGAGCAACUACUCAAACCCCUCAUUUGAGCUGAACAACGCCACAUGCCAUCACGGCUGCAAGAUCGUGGGCGAUCUCUACGAGGAACACCACCAGAACCGUCCGCGGUUGGUCCGCUACGGGAGCUGCAAGGCCGGUCUCAAGCUCAUCUAUCUCCAGUGCAAGUGCCUCCUGACCCACCACUACGCUCGUGCCUUCCGCUGGCGGACGCUGCAAUACACCGCGCGCAACUACCUCCAAGACAUCGUGGACUUCAGUAUCAGCGAUACGUGGCGGACUACCCCGAGCACGCCGGAGCCCACGGUGGGCGAGGCUGACGAGAAGGCGUUCUUCGAUUCGUUCACCAACGGGCCAAGGGAGUGGAUGAAGGAGAGGGCGCGGCGGGCGUCCACGACGGAGGGGGAGUCCACGACGACGGGUGAGAACGUGGACUACUCCGUGACGUCCACGAGGAUGAAUCGCACAGUCACAGCGUUGAUGCCGAACGAAACCGUGAGCCCGACGGAUCAAAUUGUGAUGACGCGGACGACGCCCACGAUUCGGCAAGAGAAACAGGAACCGAAUAAACCGGAGCCAAAGACAAUAUAUUUUUAGCACCUCGCACUGACAGCCAUAGCUAGGAACCGCGUUAGGCAGGCAGAUAGGGUCCAAACCACAUCAGAUAUUGCUAAAUUUAAUUGUGAAAUUUAAUUUUUUACCCGAAAACGGAUGAAAGCAUUUUUGUGCAAAUUUCAAUCAAUUUUUUGCAUACG